This is a messenger RNA of Closterium sp. NIES-65, 936 nucleotides long. The record is from the annotation of a GenBank genome assembly. NCBI's taxonomy places the organism in Eukaryota, Viridiplantae, Streptophyta, Zygnematophyceae, Desmidiales, Closteriaceae.
AUGACAGCCGCCGCCGCUGCUGCUAAGACAAUCGCCGCUGCCACUGCCGUGACAGCCGCCGCCGCCGUCCCGGCCCUACCCUGCAGCCGAGGCGCGGCCCCUCCUCUGCCGCCCUGUCGCGGCCCUGUUCCUGCCGGCGCACCUCGGCCCUGCCCCGCCACUUUCGACUUUGAGGUCUGGGUCGAUGACCUGCAGCUUUUCCUGCAGUGCGAUAGAAAAGAUGGUCUCUCACUGUUCGAUCUCACGUCUCGCGCCUCUACUGCCCCUACUGCCGAUGCUGACAGUACUGUUCGCUCACAGUGGGCCACACGCGAUGCUGCUGCCCGUCUUGCUGUGCGUAGUUACCUGCCGUCCACUGAGCGCGCGCACUUUAGUCAGUACAAGAGUGCUAAGAACUUGUACGACGCUGCAGUUGCACGCUACUCUUCCCCUGCCACUGCUGCCCUUAGUCGCCUCAUGCUGCUGGUCCACUUCCUCUCUGUUUGCCCCACCACACUCACCGUUGACCUCCUUGAGGAGCGCCUCCUUGCAGCUGAGAAGAGUAUAGUCGCUGUAGGAGCCUCUCGUGGUGACCCUCGUGCCCCCUUCUUUGAGGGGUGCUCCCCCUCCCCCCUUUUGCCCUCUGUUGCCUCUGCUUCUGAUGUCGACCUCGUUGGCACCGAGUCGGUCGGCGCUGCGUCUGCCCCUAGCGGGAGACGCCGCAACGGCAAGGGCAAGGGGGGCAAGGGCGCUGGAGGAGCUGGCGGGGGCGGUGGAGGUGGCGGUGGAGGUGGCGGAGGUGGUGGGGGUGGCGGUGGGAGUGGUGGCGGGGGUGGGGGCUUCGGUGGCGGCGGUGGCGGCGGAGGCGGCGGCGGCAGUGGCGGUGGGAGCAGAGGAGGCGGCGGUGGCGGCGGUGGCGGCAGCGGCGGUGGAGCUGGUCGGGGUGGCUCUGUGUAG